This is a messenger RNA of Theobroma umbraticum, 2070 nucleotides long. RefSeq names its product F-box family protein. The record is from RefSeq and is a predicted model, not a curated record. Gene Ontology annotation, molecular function: protein binding. NCBI's taxonomy places the organism in Eukaryota, Viridiplantae, Streptophyta, Magnoliopsida, Malvales, Malvaceae.
AACUCUCAUCUUUUAAGUUUAUUUAAAAGUAUGGUUUCGAUCUAAUUCAACAAAUUUCUGUCUUUUUCUCCCUUUUCUUUUAUUUUUUUUUUUGUUAUUUUAAGGAAAAUUAAAAACUUAAACAUGGUGUAGGUUUGAGUUCAGAUAUAUGUAAAGGGAUAAAAUUUCAGGGACCCAUUUUUGUAAUUUAACCGAAGAGCCUAUGAGACCAAACCUUAACUGCCAGAUGUCCGGUCCUCAUCAUCAAAUUUUUGUUCUCCUACUGUAGUAAUUUAAAGCGAUAAGUACUUUGUCUUGUCUCCCAAAAUUCCCUGUGUCAGAAUGUUGUAAUUUCUGGAAAAAUUCCCAAAAUGUCAAGUUCGACAGAGAGAUACCAAAAGCUAGCUCUCAGAGAAUCACUGACAAGAAUCUAUCAAUACCCAAUUGCAUGUAAAGAGCUCAGCUCCAUUCUCAGAGGCGCUUAUGGCAAACUCCCCAAGAAUCUUCAAUCUCUCAUCUUUCAAGAUACCCUCACCGCCUUUCGUCUCCUUCCUGAAAUGCAGACAAGCAGUGCCAAUGCAGCAGCUCAACUCCUUCUCAAGAGUGCAGAAUCUGCCUUGCCAAAACAGAAGAAGAGUUUGGUUGUUACAGAGUUUAAGCAGGCAAAGGUUGCUUAUAUAAGAUGCAGUAGAGCACACAGGGAAGAAACAGGGUCUACCCAAUUGCCUCAAGAUGUUCUUGUGCACAUAUUCAGUUUACUGGAUUUGCAAUCUUUAAUCUCUGUAACACUAGUCUGCCGGUCAUGGAGUUUGGCGGCAAAUGAUAGCCAUCUAUGGGAAUUGCAAUAUACCACAGUAUUUGGCAGAUCUAAAACUUGUUCAAGGACUAAGAUGCAGCAGAGUAGCAGAUUGGUAAAAGAGGAUUAUAUGUUUUUGGAGGGGAAUGGGGAUACUGAGACCCAUAUUCAUUGGAAAGAGUCCUUUAAAAGAGUAUGUACAGGCUCUUUUGCAAAGACAUUAAUGUCCAAUAGGGGAUAUUGUGGGCAUUGCAACACAAUUGUUUGGCUAAAGAACUUGAAAUGCUCUGAUAGACAGUGCGAAUUGAAAUUUGAAAGCCAGCAGAUCAAGCCUAUUUCACCGCACCAGGUUGCUGAAUACUUAACGGAUGGUUAUAUAUCAGUGAUGUCAUCUUCAGAUAGUGAUAGCGAAUCAGAUGAAGGUCCCGUUUCCAGAUUAUGGGCGUAUCCUAGGAACAUAAGUAGAUAUGAGAAAAAGCGUAUCCUUUAGAAGUAUUUUUGUGGGAUCUUUUGUAAUGGAGGACAGCCUAUAGAGAUGGGCUGCUUCCUUGAUCCUUGCAGUAGACCCCCAUAUACUUGCAGUUUCUACAGGACAGAAGAACGUAACUAUCUGUAAAUGUCAUUUUGUUGAGAAUGGACUUACAUACAGUAAAUUUAAUUUAAGAGAAAAGGUUGUGAAUAUUGUGUUUCUAUCUGUGUGAUUUUGAUUGAUGGUUGUAAUGCACUGUUUAGAUUGAUCAGCUUAAGAUGGAAACCGAAGAUCUUCAGCUUAGAUUGGUCAGACGUUUUGUUGCUGAGAACAUAAACCUAGGAUUUCGAGGAGAUAAAUAGAUCAAAACAUUUAUGUGCUUCGUUUAUCUCAAUAUAGUAUUUGCUUGUGUCUGUACUAGGAUCAAGGCAGUGAUCCUACUCAAUCUCAUUCGUUGCUUCUUACCGGUUGGUGGCUUAUUUUGAGGGAUGAGCAAAUGGGCAUCAUCACGUCAGUGAGAGUCCAAACACUAGGUUACCGCUCAACAUCUGAAUCAGAGGAACAACUGAUAAGACUUCAUCACUUUAGGUUUGGAUUAUUAUGGGUUUACUUUGUUUUUGAUUUUGAGACAAAUCAUGUUCAAGUUAUAUCAGAUCAAGUCACUAACUUUUUGAAUUGGGUCAAAUUUCUAUUAGGCCGUGUCACUGGCAAUUUAUAUUAAAUUCGGGGCAAAUUUUAUCAUCUUUGUUUGGUUGAAAAUGACAAUGAAGUUUAUAUAUGAAUUUUAUAUAUAUAUUAUAGAUUUUUAAAUACUUUAUCAAUAGCC